Messenger RNA from Adineta steineri, 3006 nucleotides. Lineage: Eukaryota; Metazoa; Rotifera; Eurotatoria; Adinetida; Adinetidae. The record is from the annotation of a GenBank genome assembly.
AUGCGUCAAUCAACAACGACAAAUUCAACUAAGUAUCGAGAAAUAGAUGAUUCAGAAUUAGAACGAAGAACUCCACGAAAUUUUAAUAAUGAAAUUGAUAAAUUAGAUCAAAAGAAUCGUCGUCUUAACGAUAAUCUUGAUAGAUUCUGCAGUGAAAAGAAAGACUUACAAGCUGAGGAAAAACAAUGUGUUAAACGUAUGAAAAGUACACUUAAAUUAGUUGAAAAUGAUCAAAAACAAUUGGAAAAUUUUCAUCGAGAAUUAACUGAAACAGAUGAAAAACAAAAUCAAAUGAAUACAGAACUUGAAAAACAAGAAGUAGAUCUUGAUGAACAUAAAAGAAAAUUAUAUGAUGAAUUAGAUAGAUUAUAUCAAUAUGAAGAAGAACGAAAUAGAUGUGAUAAUCAAAAAUUUAAUUUAGAACAAGAAAAACAAUCUAUUGAAUUUGAAAAACAAGACAUUGAACAGCAAAUGCAACAAAUUCAAGAACGUACUCAACAAUUGGAAAAAACUAUGCAAGAAAAAAUACAAUUAUUGGUAACUGGCGCAGCAGAUAUGGAACGUAUUCAACAUGAGUUAGACGUUAUUCUUCAAGAUAUUAUAUUUAAGCAAGAAGAAUUAAAUAUUUUAGCAGAAAAACUUGAAAUAUUAAAAGAAAAAUUAUUACAAAUCGAACGAGAAUUAAAUCGAUUAGAUGCUGAAUUAACUCGAAUUAAAAAUUUGACCGAACGUAUUGAACAAAUAAUUAAAAUCAAACAAGAACAAACGGAUGAAUUAAAACAAAUGAGUACUAAUCUACAAGAUCAACUAAAGAAAACUCAAGAAAAACAAAUUGAGAUUGCUCGAGAUAUCAAACAAUUAGUAGAACAGAUCGAAGAAAGAAAAAAAUCCUUGGAACCAUUAAGAACUCAAUUAAAAGAGAUAUUGAAAAAAUUAUCGAAAGAAGAAAAAGAAUUACGAAUAGCAAAAGAAGCUGCUGAACAAUCAAAACAAAAAUUAUCUCAAAAAGAACAAGAAUGUGAACAAUUAACAACUAAAGAAGAAGAAAUUAAUCAACAACUCCAAAAUCGAGAUCAAGAAUAUAAAAAUAUUGAACGAACAAUUCAAGAAAAGACUAAACAAAUAAAAGAAUUAGAAACACAAUUCAAAGCAAUGGAAGAACAAUUAAAUCGUAUUGAAACUGAUUUAAGAACAUCCAGUCAAGAUUUAGAAAGUGAAAGACAACUUUUUCAACAAUUUUCAUCCGAAUUAAAAAUAUCUCAACAUAAUGAACAUCGAGCUGCUGCUGAAUUACGUAAUCAAGAACAAAAAAUUGUUCGGGAAGAACAGUUUCUACAACGUUGUCGAGAAAAAGAACAAGAAGCUAGUCGACUUCGUCAAGAAACCGAAUAUGAAGUAGAAAGGAUGAAAGUAGCAGUAGAAAUCGCUCAAGCAGCUUUAGAAAUGGCUGAUUUAGCUUUAACUUUAAUAAUUGCAGCUAUGGUUGUUAAUCCUCUAAUUGGUGCUGUAUGUCUACUAAUCAAACAAAAAGCUGUAUCAAUAGCUCAACGUGCAUUAGGACAAACACAAAAGAACUUGGCAGACAAGGAAGCACUUCUGGUAAAACGAUCGAACGAACAUGAAACUGCUCAACAAGAUCGGAAGAAGUCUGAAGAAACAUUAAGUGUUCAUAGAACCAAUCUUGAAACAAGAAAAAAUGAUUUAAUCAAUCGAAAACAAGAUGUAGUAACAGCAAAAGAUAAACUGAAUCAACAAAAAUUCGUCUUUGAAAAUGCUACUAAAAAAUCAAAAGAUCUUCGUGAUCAACGUGAAAACAUUCAACAAGAUAAAAAUGGAAAAAACAAAAUUAUUCGUCAGAAUAAAACUGAACUUCAUAGCCAACAAAAUAAAAUCAAUACAUUAAAGAUAAAUAUCGAUCGAUUAACAAAAAAUCAAACUAAGUGUCGUGAAAAUCAUCAGCGAGUUACUAAUGAAAAAACAGUAUAUCAGAAUGAAUAUCAAGUCAAAUUAACUGAAAUGCAAUAUAAAGUUAAUCAAUUACAAACUAUUAAAGAUGAGAAAACUGGUUUGGAACAAAGUAUUGAAAAAAAUCGAAAAGAAAUUGAUGAUACUGAAAAAACAUUAACUGUUAAACAACGAGAAGAACAUCCAAUAGCGAAUCAAAUAAAAAAUAUUAAAGCAGAAUUAUUGAUGAUAGAUAAAUCAGUUGUUGAACUUCAAUCAGAUCUUCGUGAAGAGAAACAUCGACAUGGAAAAAUAAAUAAAGAAAAACUAAAAUUACACCAAGGAUAUGAACAAACUAAACAAAAAUUAAAUGAUUUAAAUAAAGAUAUUGAAACACAAGAAAAUCUUCGAAAAACAUUAGAUCAAAAUUUACAAACAAAACAUCAACAAUUAAUCAAUCAACAAAAAUAUCAAAAUCAAUAUCAAUAUGAAUUAGAUCAACAUCAAAAUAAAAUCGAAUUAGAAAGUCUACAAAAACAACAAUAUGAAACCAAUCAAACUAUUUUAAAUAGUUCUAUCGAAAAAAAUAAUGAAAAGAUGGAACAUGUAAAACUUAAAAUCAAACCAAUCUUGCAAAAUAUUAAAGAACAUGAACAAUCCAAAAAUAAAACAGAAAAUCAACUGAAAAUAUUAAAAACUAACUACAAUAUUGCUGAACAAAGUCUACAAGAAUUAGUAACGAAUAGUAAUAAUCUUCAAAAACAAUAUGAUGAAGUAAAUACUCGACAAAAUAAUAAUCUUAAUGAAUUACAUGCAGGUCAAGAUGUACAAGAUGAUCUUGAAAUUCGAAUAACUAAUAAUCAAAAAGAGAUCAAUCAUUGCGAAGUAGAAAUUUAUCGAGCUACUGAGAAGAAAAAACUCAAACAAGAUGAAAUAGCAAAUCAUAAAGAAAAACAAUCAGGUUAUAAAAAUAUGAAAGAAUAUGAUCAAACAACAACUAAUGUUCAAACAGCGACAAAUAUUCAGCGAAGAAAAGAAGAACAACAACUAAAUUAUAAUUAA